Messenger RNA from Pocillopora verrucosa, 4277 nucleotides. NCBI's taxonomy places the organism in Eukaryota, Metazoa, Cnidaria, Anthozoa, Scleractinia, Pocilloporidae. The record is from RefSeq and is a predicted model, not a curated record.
CAAGCUAACGUCCCUAUCCUUCUCAAAAGGAAUUUGUUUUUAAAGAGCUUUAUUGCGAUCGUGAGUUCAACAAACGCACGCACGCAUCGGUGAGGUAAGCUUAUUCCGUUCCAUUUUUCAAACGAAAUUUCCACAAAUACUUUUCCACCAAGACUUUUCCAUCUCUCGAGUUAAAACAGAAAAGAUAAUGGCUGGCGCAGCCUCUUCUCCUGUUUCUUCUGGAUCUUCUGUGCUAAAUGUAUCAGAGGAGAAAACGAAUGGCACGAAGCUAUUACGGCUGCUUGUUGACAGAGGAAGACACGUCCUACGCAAUUUAUUGCACUCUGUCUACCCAAUGGAUAAACUACAAGUCGUAUUAAACAAUAAUAAGAAAAAGCUUCAACGGCUAAGGUCCGAAGAUGUAAUAUUUGAAAACCAGUGGGAAAUGUUAUUUCCUGCUUCAGGCGAUCCACCGGACUCGAAAACGUUCGACAUUACACUUUUACAUCUAUUGCUUCGUGAAAUUUGCCAUCUUACGGCGCCUUCGACUGGAUGGCACAACAUGCCUGCAGAAGAUGAUAAUAGUCUCGAAGCAAACAUAACUCGCAUCAAAUAUUUCCGAAAUGAGCUUUUUCACAGCUUCUCUACCGGAAUUCCAAACACUAAAUUCGAGUACAAGUGGAAGGAGAUUGCAUCGUUGUUAGAGGCAAUUGAUAUUUAUGUUCUACGAAAGAGGCACGAAGUGGAAAUGGAGGCGCUGAAGAAUGAUCCCACCGGUUACGAUACAAAGCUACGUUUGGAGGAACUAGCAAAAGAAUGGAACAAAAUACAGGAACAAGAAAGGAUUCACUCGUCAAGUUUUAGCCCUCGCAGCUGUCUACCGGACAGAAUACCUGAAAAACGUGUAUUUGGCCGCAACCAAGAAAUAGAGCGGGUCAAGAAAAUGGCCGUGGGUGGAGACGUCGCUGUUGUCCUGGUUACUGGCGGACCUGGAUUUGGAAAGACGACUGUGGCUGAAAGAGUGGCUCAUGAAUUAGCAAAAUCAGAGAAGGAAGCAACUGUGUUGUUUUGUAGUUUACUAACGAAGAAAAAUUUCAAAGAAGUGGCCGAAGAAAUAAUUAACUCGUGUGGUACAAUCAGCAGGCAAGUACCAGAGAAUCCGGGACAGUGGCUAAGAGACUGGAGCAAACGAGUUCGAAACCAGGUCACGUUUGUUCUUGACGAUGCAGAUAGCGUCCUCGAGUCGAGCGAUCGAGAAUCAUUUAUAAGCAUCUUAUCUGACGUAAGAAGGUUAUCGAGGCAAAAGGUAACAUUUGUCGUAACUGCAAGGAAAACAUUUGAGAAUCCUGACUUGCAGUCUUGCGAAGUCAGGUUGGGCCCUUUGUCCGCCGAACAGGCAAGAAAUCUCCUUAUUUCUAGGGUGCAAGUCUAUGAAGAUGCCCCGCAGAACCUUUGCAGGGCAGAAUACAUCGCCAGAAAUCUAUGUGGCUGCGUUCCUAUGGCACUUUACAUUGUUGGAUCCUUGCUAUCAGACUAUUCUGAAGAAACACUCAUAGAGAGCCUCGAAAAGGAACAAUUAGCGGUUUUAGAGGACGACCAAGGAUAUGUUGAAAAGGCCAUAAAGACUUCGUUUGACCUUUUGACGAAACUCGAACAAGAAGCUUUCAUUCUCCUAUCUUUGUUCCAAGGUUCAUUUGAUCUAGAUGCAGUCCAAGCUGUGACGCAGGCGGAAUGUUCGAUCUCGAGCUCCGGCGCUUUACCUAUCACCAUCCUGCGCUCCUUAAAAAACAGAUCUCUUGUGGAGAAGCCCUAUUCGCGCAGAUAUCAGAUGCAUCGGCUCAUUCAGUCAUACGCAAAGAAGAUGGGUCGAGAUAAGUAUGACAAACUUUUGGCAAUGGGCGAAAAACUGGCUUGUGUACACUUCAUGUCGCGCCUCGCGAAGAAUGCUAAUAUUUACUGGAGUAAGGACACAUGCAAGGAUUCCCUUGCAUCAUUUAAAGACGACAAGUACAAUUUCGAACAUUUUCUUCAAAUUUACGCUCGAGGUAGGGAAGAACAAGAUACAAAGAUCGUGAACGGCUGUGAACUCCUUUUGGACAGUUUCCCUCAGAAAUGCAUGUAUUUGGAAAGAUGUCUUCAUCCAAGGUUCUACACUGAGCUCCUUGAAAGAUUAUUGAAAACUUUUGACUCUGGAAUCCAACCAGUGUGUGUAGUAGAUCUUUUGUGUCUUCUUGGUCAUGAAUACAGGAAAAAAGGAGAACAAGAGAAGUACAAAGAGGUCAUGGAUGAAGCGCAACAAAUUCGUUUGGUGAGUGAUCCUGCAUUUGCGAUGAAACCGUUAUCAGAAGUCUAUUUUCACAACAGCAAUGCUCGCUUCCUUUCUGAUAAAAAAGAUGUUAGAGUGAACAGACAGACUGAAAAGGAGGCUGCACUGGCUGUGAAAAUAUCCAGUGAACUGCUUCAUGAUCACCCGGAAAGAGCAGCUACUCUCCUCCUUUCAGGAAAUAUUACAAAGCGCAGUAAGCAGUUCGAUGCAGCCAAAGAAAUGCUCGAGGAAGCGUCGGAACUCUUUCAAAAGAGCCUUGGGCAACAUUUUAUGACUGCUGAAACCCUGAAGGCCACUGGAGACCUUUACUUCUUUCUUGAUGGAAAGUCCGAAGUCGACUUUGAAAUCUGCCUUAAGUAUUAUAAAGCUGCUUUGGAAAUGUUCGACGACCUAGGAGUGGGUGAAAGCAAAGAAAGCAUCUUGACGAUAAAGAAUUUUGGAAUGUGUCACAUGAAAAGAGGGAACUUUGACGAGGCAAUGAAUCUACUCUCGAAAGCAGAGCAAAUUGCCGAACGAGAAUUAGAAGAGGAUCACACCUGGAAAGUCUUUAUAAAGACUUCACUGGCCCUCUUGCAUGAGAAGAUGAAUGAAGUUGAGCGGGCGAUAGACGUAAUGCACGAGGGACUGGUGCUGGGCAAGAAAUUGAAUCUAACCAUAUACAGGAUGGGAGAAAGAUAUUUGAUUGGAGAAUUUCUAGACCGGUAUCCAGGGAAGUUCCCCGAGACUGAAUUCCCAAGGAGUGUUGUCAGUCGAACAGGCCAUCGAGUCCAACAGCCCCACUGGAAGAGGAAAGCUGGCUUUGGAAGAGGAUGGAAUCAUUGAGAAAACUAAGGAAAAGGGUUGUUACUGAUGGAGAGAAAUUUAAAUGAUAGCUAUGAAAAACUCGAAAACUACUAAAGUGAAUCUUAGAGAUGCGCAAACUAUGAUGAUAAGGAACCAAUCUUUGAAACGACCGCUGCAAAUCGACUUUAAAAUAAUAGUUUUAUAUUUUAAAAGGGAAUAUAACGAUACAACAAGAGAAAAUAGGGAUCUCUUAAAUACAACCAAUUCACUUCCGUGUAGUUUUUUUUUCUCAAAUAUGAAAAUAUAACCAAUUAAAUCGUUCUGAAGCGAGAGGCAGAUUACCGACGAUUAGCAAAUAACCAAAUUCUGUCAGCAUGCCUCGCGCUAAUUAUUUUAACAAAUAGAUUCCAUUGUGUACAAACCGAAAAGUGACAGAGCGUGUCGCCCGUGUUUUUACCACAUUUAGACAUUAUUUGUGGACUCUUACUUUACAGACUCACGACAGCAUGAUGAAAAAAGGUGUCAAUAUUUUUAUUCACUCUAUUCAGAAUUAUUUUUUCACUUUGUAACUUAGCCGGCCAUAAUUUAUCUUUGGGCUGGAGGGGUAGUUUUAAAAGUGAUUUUAGGAAAUGUAACUCUCUGAUCAGUACAUAGUGUAGACGUAGGCGAAAAAAAAAAUGUCUUUGAGCACAAUCAGUUACUCGCUAUAGAAAUUUGUUUCACUUCGUUCAAAUAGAAAUGUGGCGAAGAUUAUAAGCAUCAACGUGUUAUCACUUUCACAAGCAAUCUGUCAAACUCACCAGGAUGUUUAAAUGUUUUUUAGGAAGGUAUUAAGCGAUUUUUACAUUCUGUCCGCUUGAUUAUUUUAACAGUCUGGGUAUGUCCUCCUCUUCUCGAAAUUUUGCAAAUUAUUUUUUUUCGUACCAAAAUAUACUGAAAAGAAUGAUAUAGUCUUUCCCUUUUGCUUAGAGCUGUUAAAUUUCGAUUGAUUUGCUGAAGAUACAUUUGAAUUAAGUCCAAUAAUGAAAAUGGAUAUCUUUACAAAUCGCUGGUAGCGACGAUAAGUAAAUUAGUGAAUAAAGAUUCUAUCAACGAAUACAUUCUGUGUUUGAUGAGUAGGCGUAGUUUAAUGAAGGAAUGGGAUAUUGGUGCAAACUGUUACCGUAAACGCCUAGGAAUGUUAAAAAAA